AUGAAGGGUGGCGGAGGCGGUAAGGGAGGCUGCGGUGGGGGCUGCGGUGGAGGCGGCGGAGGUGGCUGUGGAGGAGGUGGCGGUGGAUGUGGGCGCAGCUGCGGAGGCGGCGGCUGUGGAGGCGGAGCUCCUCCUCCUCCACCUCCCCCUGCAUAUGGGGCGCCGUUUGGUGGGGGAGGAGGUGGGGGCAGUUAUGCUUCUGCCCCCAGUUCCAGUUACGGUGCACCGCCCAGUUCAAGCUACGGGGCUCCUUUCGGCGGCGGUGGAGGUGCAGGUCUACUGACCACGGGUGGUGGCGGCGGCGGCGACAGCUACGGUGCCAACAGCCAGUGGGUCUCUGCGUGGUCUGAAAGAAGUCUCGCACACCGUACCUGGCCUGUGCAAGCACCUGUAAACGACACCACCGUCGCGGAAGAUUCUGUUGUGGCUGGCAGCAUGUAG
Molecule: messenger RNA, 441 nt
Organism: Schistocerca gregaria
Lineage: Eukaryota; Metazoa; Arthropoda; Insecta; Orthoptera; Acrididae
Product: loricrin
Exons: 1
Coding region: 1-441 (146 amino acids)
Source: RefSeq, a predicted model, not a curated record